AUGCACAGCCUCUACAAGGUCUUGGUUACGAUUUUCGCCAGUUCCGGACCAAUGCUGCUCGACGAUCAAGCAUUCGACUUGGACGAUCGGGACAGGGCCACAAUGGAUUCGCUGUAUGUGGUUGUGCGAAAGGAUAUUUGGGCCCAGCAGGGUUUCACGUCCUCCAAGGACUUCCUGAUGCACCUUGGAGAUAGCGAUACGGAAGGCACAGCCACAUUCAACGGCUUUCUAAGACAGAGGAUUCCUCCGCGGUCCGGGAUGUUCAUCUUGCCACCCCUCGUCAGACCUGGCGAAGAAGCGAGGCAUCCCAUGUAUGAUCCCCGGGCUUUGGGCGAUCCUUGGAUCCCGCACCCGGCCCCGCUUUCGGACCGAGACCCUUUUGGUGCGACUGGAGGCCCCGACUACCUCACUUCUCCUCAGGGAUUGGAUCCCCUAAGUCGUAGGCACACGGUCGGGGAGAGUCCAACAUUCCCCCGGGGACCCAUGCGGUCCUUGGAGUCUCCGCUUUCAGGCGGUAGAGGGCGACCAACAUACCAGCGGCCGCCGUUGCGUCGGGUCUAUUGCAUCAAAUGUAACGAAUACCCAGAAGGUUUCAGGGGCGAGCACGAACUACGAAGGCAUACCGACGCCAAGCAUGCCUCGUUAGUCAGGCGUUGGGUGUGCACCGAGCCAGACAGCUACAGUCCGACUUUGCCACAACCAGUCAUCCCAUUAUCCAAAUGCAAAGCAUGCGUCACGCAGAAACGAUAUGGCGCAUAUUACAAUGCAGCCGCGCAUCUCCGGAGAGCACACUUCAAUCCGCAUAGAGGCGGAAAGGCUAGUGGGGACUGGCCGCCUAUGACCAUCCUGAAGGACUGGAUGAAAGAAGUGCGGCAAUCUGUGGACAUUCAGGAUCAGGACGAUUCUAGUGGAGGGGAGGAGGUCGACUACAAACCGCCGCCAGAGUAUUUCACUCAACCACCACCUCCGCCACCGCCGCCAGCACGUUCACCCACUUUCGGGCCAACGAUGCUGGCAGCAGCGCCGUCAAACAUUCCCUUGAUGAUCGCUCCCGCGGAAACAAUUGUUUCAUCUCAGAUGAGCAGCCCGUCAAGCAAGACACUAGAUAACCGGACUCGCUGCCCUCACCCAGACUGCGGCCGGGUGUUCAAGGAUCUCGCGGCGCACAUGCUCACUCAUCAAGAAGAACGGCCAGAGAAGUGCCCCAUAGAAACUUGCGAGUACCACACCAAGGGGUUCGCGCGGAAGUACGACAAGAACAGACACGCCUUGACACAUUAUAAGGGGACAAUGGUGUGUCCCUUUUGCCCCGGAGUAGGAACGGCAUACGAAAAGGCGUUCAAUCGCGCCGAUGUCUUCAAGCGCCACCUUACGUCAGUCCACAAUGUUGAACAGACACCACCCAACAGCCGAAAACUCAUCAUCAGCGGGUCCGGUAACGUCCGCGGCGACGGCGCGAAAUGCUCCAUUUGCCAAGGCUACUUUGUUACGGCUCAAGAGUUCUACGAGCAUCUCGACGACUGCGUCCUCAACGUCAUCGUGCCGAUGUCGACGAAAACGCCCAAAGACUCUUCUGCGUUGCCCUCGACAUCGGGGUUGGACGAGAGGGACCGGUUGGGCGAGGGCGAGAACAUCAACGUAAAGACCGGGUCGCCUGUGGGCGAAAAGAUGGAUAUGAAUCCAUAG
Molecule: messenger RNA, 1686 nt
Organism: Colletotrichum spaethianum
Lineage: Eukaryota; Fungi; Ascomycota; Sordariomycetes; Glomerellales; Glomerellaceae
Exons: 1
Coding region: 1-1686 (561 amino acids)
Source: RefSeq, a predicted model, not a curated record